UGUGCGUGAGCUUGCUUCUCACGAACAUUCACACCAGCCAGUUACACAAAAUCCAAAACUGUUGUGAAAAAUAUAAUUUAGUCGAACUGCUUGCUGUAGCUACACUGUGCUUUCAGUUCAGAUAUGAAAUAAGAAACCACCACCGCUUUUAUGCACAAAAGAAAAGGGAUCAGAAAUUGAACUUGAUAAUUUACAAUAAGGUCUUGAAUUUCAGAGAGAAUAGGACAAAAUGCCAUCACAAAUUCAAUAUUACAAUUCUUCUCCAUCGGUGAGUGGGAUUCUUAAUCCACAGACCUCUCAGAAUGCCGUCGGACCCAUAAGGGCCAGGGACCCUUUCCCUACAAAUACAGUGCCACGCAUUCGCCCUGCAACUGGUUUCCAGUUUCGAGAUGUUUCCCCUACACGAGGCAAGCCUGUUUGGAAUGAUGCUCGAACCAAAACAGAUACUUGCACCGGUUCCCUCCGGAGAUUCAGAGUGAGUCUGAAUCACAGGCCUGUGGAAUCCACGCUGAGCAGAAGGGCCCCUUUUGCAUCUCGGACAGUGAGUGCCAGUGUAAGCGGGAACAGGUUUAAAAAUGAACAUAUGGAUACAUUCCCACAGUACAGCCCUCUUAAUGACCCACAUCUGUUUGAUUACUACGCUCGGAGAUUUGGGUUACAAGUCACCCCCCGACCUCCUUUAUCUGCCAAGCGCCCAAAAAGUGCACCACUUGACAGAUUUCAGGGCUCGCAAGCAAGCAUCACCAGGUCAGGGUCUGUGACAGGGGGCAAAGUUCUGUAUAAAGUCACAGUGAAGACUGGAGAUAAGAAAAACGCAGGCACUGAUGCAAAGGUAUACCUCAGAAUGAAAGGUUUGAAAGGCAAAUUCAACAAAAAGCGACUUUUUAAAAGUUCAGGCUCAGACAAAUAUGCUGAGACCAGCACUUUCCAGUUCAGCAGAGGGUCCUGCCAUACUUUUAAAGUGUACGGACCUGAAAUCGGAGACAUCAAGAACAUCAUUCUAGAGCAUGAUGGCCUCGAGAAACAGCAGGCAUGGUAUGUUGAAGAGUUGUCUGUCAUCAACACAGUCAGAGAUAAGAGCUGGUGCUUCCCAUGCAAAAGCUGGUUGUCUCUGUUCCACACUGACUGCCAGCUGAGUCGCACAUUCACCCCAGCAGGAAAGACUGACCUUGCUCUGGCAGGCAAAACCCAUCCUAAAAGCACAGUUUACGAGGUGGUCACGAUCACAGGAGAUGUCCGAGGAGCAGGAACCGAUGCCAACAUUUUUGUCACUCUCUUUGGAGAAUAUGGGAUCACACCCAAAGUGCACCUUGCCAGCAAGAGCAGAACAGCUUUUGAAAAGAACAAAACAGAUGUGUUCAGGAUCAAAACCAAUAAUGUUGGGCAAAUACAAAAAAUAAGGAUCGAGCAUGACAACACUGGGAUGAAUGCGAGCUGGUUCCUUGACAGGGCGGUGGUCACGGACAUGAACAGACCCCACCUCCGUUAUUACUUCCCUUGUAACAACUGGCUCAGCAGAGAGGAGGGGGAUGGACUCUACGUGAGAGAUCUGUUGGGCAGCCUCAACCCUAUGGAUGUACCAAAACUCAACAAGUAUAUUGUUAGUGUAUUCACUCCAGACAUUAAGGGCAGCGGUACCGAUGCAGAUGUUUUCCUAAAUAUAUUUGGAGAAAAUGGAGAUACAGGUGAAAGAAGGCUCGACAAUGACAAAAACAACUUCGAACGGGGAUCUGAGGACAAGUUUACCAUUGAGGCUCCCAAUUUGGGACGGUUGAGGAAGAUCACCAUUGGCCACAACAACAAGGGCUCCUCCGCUGGCUGGUUUCUCGACAAGGUGAUAGUUGAUGAUAUGGGCAACAAAGCUGUGUAUGAGUUCCCUGUGAACCGCUGGUUUGCAAUGGAUGAAGAUGACGGCAAAAUCCAGCGGGACAUCCUGGUAGGAGGCAGCCAGGCCACAGGUAUUGUUUACAACAUUUCUGUGGUGACUGGCAAAGUCAGAGGUGCUGGCACCAACUCCAAGGUUCAUAUUCUCAUGCAUGGCUCCAAGGGCAUCAAGAACAGUGGGAAGAUCUUCCUGGAGGGGGGUCAGUUUGAGCGGGGGCUGACAGACAUCUUCAAUGUGGAGAUUGCUGCGCUGCUCAGCCCUCUUAGCAGAGUCACCAUCGGGCAUGACAACAACGGGGUCAGCUCGGGAUGGUUCUGUGAAAAGGUGAUAGUGUACUGUCCAUUCACUGGUAUUGAGCAGACGUUCCCAUGUGAUAAAUGGCUGGAUGAAGACGAGGGAGAUGGGCUGAUCGAAAGGGAGCUCUAUGAAAUGGUGUCCCUCCGGCAAAAGAAACAGAAAAAACUACCAUGGUCACUAUGGAUCUGGACCAGUGACAUCAAGAAUGCUGGGAGCGAUGCCAAUGUCUUCCUUCAGGUCUAUGGAGAGAAGGGGAAAUCGGAUGAAAUGAGACUGGACAACAACUCAGAUAACUUUGAAACUGGUCAAACAGACAAGUUCAUGAUUGAACUUCCUGAUUUGGGAGAUCUUUUCAAGCUUAGAAUUUGGCAUGAAAAAAGAAAUCCAUUUGCAGGCUGGCAUUUAAAUAAGGUCACCUUAUUGAAGACACUGUCAAAAGAGAAGUACACAUUUAACUGUGGCCGAUGGCUGGAUAUGAAUGAAGAUGACAAUGAGAUUAUCAGGGAGCUGCCAGCAGAAGGACUACUGGUUAAAAAACCUCUGCCAAUUGUGAAGUACAGAAUCACCAUCUACACAGGAACCAAGAGUGGGAGUGGCACAGAUGCCUCUGUCUUUAUUUGUCUCCAUGGUGACAUGGGAGACACGGGAGAGCGGGUCUUGUACGCCAGCAAGAACAAUGUCAAUAAAUUUGAAAGCGGAAAUGCAGACGAGUUCCUUAUCGAGGCGGUGUCUUUGAAGCAGGUGAGGCGAGUGAGGAUCGGGCACAACGGCAGAGGUGGUGGCUGCGGCUGGUUCCUGGAUAAAGUGGUAGUAAGGGAGGAAGGACAGCCAGAAACACAGGCUGUCGAAUUCCCUUGUAACAGGUGGCUUGACAGGAAUGAAGAUGAUGGUCAGAUCGUUCGAGAGCUAGUGCCAGCUGGAGAAGCACCGAUGCUUAGAAACAUCAGUUACCACAUUGCGGUGAAGACAGGCAAUAUUCCAGGUGCCAGCUCAGACUCCAAGGUGUUUGUCAAGCUCUACGGAGAGAAGGGAGACACUAACAAACAGCUCCUGGUGGUCUCUGACAAUGACCUGCGCAAUUACUUUGAAACAGGACAUACUGAUAUUUUCACAAUUGACACUAUAGAUAUUGGAAAGGUCAACCGGCUCCUGAUUGGACACAACAACGAAGGCUUGCGUGCUGGUUGGUUCCUUGACAGUGUUCAGAUUAAGGUGCCUGUCCAUGGGAAGCAGUACAUGUUCCCCAGUCAUCGAUGGCUCUGCAAAGACGAGGCUGAUGGGAAGGUGGAGGUGGAGAUCUACCCCAGCGAAAUACUGGACAUUGAAAAAUUGGAUAACUAUGAAAUUACAGUGCACACUGGCAACGUUCGGGCUGCGGGCACUAACGCCAGCGUCUUCAUCCAGAUUUAUGGGGAGAAAGGAAAGACAGAGUUAAUCAGCCUUCAGAACAGAUCGAACAACUUUGAACGAGGAUCAACAGAAGUGUUUAAGGUGGAAGCCGCAGGCGUUGGCAAGCUCUUCAAGAUUCGGAUCGGCCACAAUGGGAAGGGUGCUAUGGACGGCUGGUACCUGGAGUCAGUUAUCAUCAAGCACCUCACCACCUCGAUAGUGCCACAGGAGGAUAAGAAGAAGAAGAAAAAGAAGAAGAAGGCAGCAGAGGAGGAAGGGGAGGGGGGCCAGCCCGAGGAGGUGGUGGAGACCUACACCUUCCUGUGCCAGCGCUGGCUUGCCAGGGAUGAGGGCGAUGGGGAGCUGGUGGUGGAGCUGUUACCAGAGGACAGUGAAGACCUGGAAGAGAACACCUACGAAGUCCAUGUGUUCACAGGGAGUGUGUUGGGCGCUGGAACAGAUGCCAAUGUGUAUAUUAAUGUGUAUGGAGAAAUGGGAGACACAGGAGAGCGGCACCUGAAGAAGUCGAAUAACCUCAAUAAGUUUGAGAAAGGACAGGAAGAUAUAUUUACAAUCCCAGCUACUGAUCUGGGGCUGCUGAAGAAGCUGCGAAUUCGCCAUGACAACUCGCAAGCACAAGCUGCCUGGUUCCUAGACAGAGUGGAAAUUAUAGAUGGCAAGGAUGACACUACGUACUAUUUUCCAUGUGAGCGGUGGUUAGCUACUGAUGAAGAUGAUGGUCAGAUAGCCCGGGAGCUGGUUCCUGUAGAUGAGGCAUUUAUGAAGAAGAACUCAGACAGUGACGAGCAGUCUCAGGCUACCCUCGGACUGGAGCAGAAAGCUCAAUCUACAACCUACACUGUGACAGUCAAAACUGGAGACAAGAAGUAUGCUGGAACAGAUGCUAAUGUGUUCAUUACCCUGUAUGGCGAUAAGGAUGACACAGGAAUUGUUAACCUCAAAGCUUCUAAGACUUACAAGAACAAGUUUGAGCGAGGGCAGAUCGAUGUGUUCACUGUGGAGGCUGUGGAUAUUGGGAUGCUGAAAAAGAUACGAAUCGGGCACGAUUGUCUUGGCAACUCGUCGGGCUGGUUUCUGGACUGGGUGGAGAUUGACGCUCCUUCACUGGGUCAAAAGCUGCGCUUCCCCUGCGGGCGCUGGCUGGACAAAGCAGAGGAUGAUGGAGCAACUGAGAGGGAUCUCUUUCCUGCAAACCUGCAGACUCAGGAGUACAAUCCAUUUGUGCCUUACGAGAUCACCACAUACACUAGUGAUAUUUAUGGUGCCGGGACAGAUGCUGAUGUUUUCAUUGUCCUCUACGGGAGAGACAGCAUCUGCACUCAGCAGAAAUCACUGUGUGUCAACAAGAGAGAAAGGCGCAUGUACUUUGAGCGAGGCGCAGCUGAUAAGUUUAUUGUAGAGCUGGAGGAUGUUGGUGACGUUAUUGAAAAGAUCCGAAUCGGACACGACGGGAAAGGAAUCAACUCUGGCUGGCACUUAGACAGAGUGGAAGUCAGGAGACUUCUGCCUAAGGGAAAAGGAUCAGAGACAGCAAUCUUCCCAUGUGAACGCUGGCUGGCUAAAUCCGAAGAUGACGGGGAGAUUGUGCGGGAGUUGGUGCCAUCAGAAAUCAUCCAGGAGAAGCUGCUGCGGGAUGGGACGCUGAAGCGCACAGAGAGCAUUGUGGAGGAUGCCCUGGAAACCCACACGUACACGGUGUCUGUGUACACUGGGGAUGUGUACAGUGCCGGCACUGAUGCCAAUGUUUUCCUCACCAUCUAUGGAGAUCUGGGAGACACUGGAGAGAGGAAACUCAGCAAGUCUGAAACCAACUCCAACAAGUUCGAAAGAGGACAGGUUGAUAAGUUUACAAUUGAAGCAGUGGAUCUGGGGCAGAUUUACAAGUUAAAUAUCCGCCAUGACAACACCAUGAUGAGUGCCGACUGGUACUUGGAUCAGGUGGAGAUUAUGGAUAUGGACACAGAGGAGACAUACUUAUUCCAGUGUGAGCGCUGGCUCUCCAAGAAGAAGGAAGACAAGAAGAUUGAGAGGGUUCUUUAUGUUAAGGGCUAUGAUGGAGAACGGAUUAGCCUCAACAGCUCAAAAAAGAGUUUGAAAGACUCCUCUCUGAGCCUCAAGACUCUGGACAGCAACAUGAACAAGAAGAACAAGAGGAAGAGCAUCCUGGAUGAAGUCAUAGAGGAGGGGGCCACGAUUUCUUAUCACAUCACCAUAUCGACGGGUUCAGAGCGGGAUUCUGGCACAACCAGUCGCGCGUACAUCCUCAUCAUGGGAUCCCACCAGGUUCAAACAGCCCGACUCUGGCUGGAUCUCCCAGAGGACAAAACGGGCUUUGCCCCAGGAUCCAUGGAGAAAUUCCAGGUGGAGGGAGCAGAUGUGGGAGAGAUCAAGAAAAUUGAGCUAGGUCAUGACGGGGCCACUCCAGAGAGCUGCUGGCUAGUGGACGAGUUAGCCGUUGCCGUGCCGACCAAAGGUGUCAUGUACAUUUUCCACUGCAAAUGCUGGCUUGCCAAAGACAGAGGGGAUGGUCUCACAGCUCGCAUUUUCAGUAUACUUGAUGCUGACAAUAUCAACAUUGGACAAAAGGUCCUUUAUGAGGUAACGGUUGUCACUGGAGACACUCAGAAUGCUGGGACUGAUGCCAACAUUUACAUGUCAGUAUUUGGAGCCAAUGGGACUACAGAGGAAAUCUUGCUCUGCAAAAAUGGAAACAGGUUUGAAAGAGGUCAAGAAGACACCUUUGCUAUGGAGAUUGAUGAUGUUGCUCCUCUGAGGAAGAUACGAAUACGCACAGAUGGAAAAGGAAGCCGUCCUGACUGGCUCUUGAAUAAGAUCGUUAUGCAGAAUAUGAGCACCCAGGAGGUUUCUGUUUUCACCUACAAUGAGUGGCUCUCAAAGACACGAGGACCCAAGAGAACCACGAUGUGCGAGUUGGCAGCAGUGAUUGAUGAUGAGGAAAUGGUGGAGAAAACCACCUACACCAUCAUGGUAAAAACCAGCGACAUAUCAGGGGCUGGCACCGAUGCCAACGUCUGUAUCAUUGUGUUUGGAGAGAAUGGGGACACGGGCACAAUCCCACUGAAAGAAUGCAACAACACCAACAAGUUUGAGCGGAAACAAAUGGACGUCUUUAAGUUCCCAGAAAUGCUGAGUCUGGGAGAGCUCUCCAAGGUCAGAGUAUGGCAUGACAAUAAAGGUGUUUCAGCAGGCUGGCACUUGGAGUUCAUCGAAGUGAAGGAUGAAACGAUGAAUAAAACAUUCCGGUUCCACUGCGAUCGUUGGCUAGCGAAGAAUGAAGACGACGGGCAGAUCAUACGGGAACUGCCCUGUGCAAAUAACGAUGUUCUGGACUUCACAGACAGAACUAAGUAUGAAAUUCUUACAGUAACAAGUGACAGGGAUGAUGCAGACACAAAGGAAAAUGUUUGGAUUGUGUUGGAAGGGAAUAAGGGCAGAUCCAAAGAGUUCCUGCUGGAGAAUUCAACCAAGAAAAAGAAGUUCUUAAGGGGGGCUACUGACAAAUUUGAUUUUUCCUCGAAAAAUGUUGGUGAUAUUGCCAACAUCUGUCUUGGCCACUGUCCAAAAGAAGGAAAGAAAUUUACAUCGAAAACUGAUGCAUACUGGCAUGUGGAAGAAAUCAUUGUCACAGAACGGGAGCUUGGAAACAAAUACAUUUUCCGGUGCAAAGCAAAAAUACCAUUGUCGCCCAAGAGGGAUGACUUCAUGAGUUUUGAGUGUGCCAAGGCAGUGGAGAGCUUUGCCAGCAAGGCCCGGAGCCUUGUUCCCGUCAAGUACGAGAUCAUCAUCAUUACAGGGGAUGAAAAGGGGGCCGGAACUGACGCCAAUGUCUUCAUCACUAUUUACGGCUCCAGUGGUGACUCAGGCAAGCGGGCGCUGCAGCAGAAGUUCCGGAACCUGUUUGAACGCGGACGCACUGACCGCUUCAUAGUGGAGAUGCUGGACUUGGGGGAAAUCCACAAAGUCAAAGUUGAGCAUGACAACAGUAGCAUGAGUCCGGGAUGGUUAUUGGACAGGGUGGAGAUCACCAAUACUGCCACGGGCGUCACCACCCUUUUUCUUUGUGGCAAAUGGUUGGACAAGAAGAGAGGUGACGGACAGACCUGGAGAGUGCUGUACCCGAAAUAGUAAAGAAUUUAAUUUAGUGUUUUUUACAGUAGUUACAGCCGCUUAGCCCAUCUGAGCCAGGUUUUAUAGGCAGUAGACAAGAGCCUCUCCAUAUGAUUUGGCAAAUUCCAUUCACUUACAUUUUUUUACAUUUAGUUCAAAACCGGACCUCAUGAGAACAGAAAGACACUGGGAAGGCUGAGCAUGUCACAUUAUAUAUUUUUUAUCCCAGCGCACUCUUUAAAAAUGUUUUAUCUAGUACAAAAAUGCAUGUAAGAUGUUUCUAAAAUGCAAAACACACUGAAACAAAUGUAAUUGGAAUAGAAACUUUUGUGAUAAACUUAGACAUACAAAAAACAGCUUCAAUUGACAGCCUAAAGCACGGUUCAAUAAACUAAAAUUUUGAAAUAGCAACUUUUUCAGUAAGUCAAGUAACGAAUCAAGAGACACAGUUGUGUUUUCUCAAAUAAUGAGUGGACAACUUACAUGAAAGGGCUCAUUUUUAAAAACUUGCUUACCUUUUUUAUUUUCUCAAAAUUCAUGGGGAAAACUAUAUUUAUAACAUGCUUUUAAUACAAACAAGAUUUAUGGUAAAAGGCACUUUUUUCUAACAAAAAGGUUUAUCUAGCCUUCUAUUUGGAUUAGUUUCUAUUUUUAUAAAGACAUUUUCACAUUUGGUUCCAAAUACCAGGUGCCUUAUUUUGAUUAAGUCCAGUUUUAUAUAUUAACAAUAUAUUACGCUUCAUUAAUGUUAAUGCAUUGAGCCAAUUAUUUUGAUAGAAUUUCAAGAAAAACCAUUAGAAAAGUUUUGAAAAUAAACUCCCAAUAAAUUCCUAUACCUUAAAAUCGAAUUUGCAAACUAAUAUAAAUUAUGCCUUAACAGGGCAGCAGUGUGGAGUAGUGGUUAGGGCUCUGGACUCUUGACCAGAGGGUUGUGGGUUCAAUUCCAGGGGGGGUCACUGCUGCUGUACCCUUGAGCAAGGUACUUUACCUAGAUUGCUCCAGUAAAAACCCCACUGUAUAAAUGGGUAAUUGUAUGUAAAAAAUAAUGUGAUAUCUUGUAACAAUUGUAAGUCACCCUGACUAAGGGCAUCUGCUAAGAAAUAAAUAAUAAUAUGUACAUAUGCAAUCUUUUUUUUUUUUUUUUAACACUGCACUUUAGUUACAGGACCUAAAACAUGAAAUCCCCAAGAAGCUCACCUUUUAUAUAUCAAGGACGACAUUUUUUUAAUGAAUGUAUAUUUAAAAAAACUCUGAAUUAUGUUGUAAUGUAAUAUUGCAUGUAUAUUUUAGGUUUUGUAAGUUUAAAUGUAUUUUAAAAACAAUGUGAUUGUUCCAGACUUGUUUGCUUGAGUCUAGUUAACACGGGGUGCAGCUAUUCUAUUAGGAGAAAUGAGUCCAUGCACAAGUAUACCUUGUCUUUCAAAUACUGAGUCAUAUAACAUGGAGCACAAAACAGCAAGAGUUAAGAUGGCUCUGCUCAGGAUUCUGCCAGAUACACUUUUACACCAACUGAUCCAGCUAUUGGACAAGUUUGUAUUUCCUUUGAUAUGUCUGUUGAUUUCUGUGUAACCAUAUUUCUCCUCACUAAUUUCCGCACACAUGGUGACUUGGCCACAAUUUGCAUAGAGUAUCCUUUUAGAUAACACAGAAAUUGCAUUACUGAUGCACCCCCUACCUUUAUAGACAGUGCCACAGGAAUAUGGAUACAAUCGGUUAAGCUGGUCUAGUCAACAAAAAUACUAUGCAAUGUAUGACCUUAUUGUUCAAUAAAAUGGUUUGCU
Messenger RNA from Acipenser ruthenus (sterlet), 9501 nucleotides. RefSeq names its product lipoxygenase homology domain-containing protein 1-like. Bases 230 to 7738 code for a protein of 2502 amino acids. Lineage: Eukaryota; Metazoa; Chordata; Actinopteri; Acipenseriformes; Acipenseridae. The transcript is spliced from 47 exons. The record is from RefSeq and is a predicted model, not a curated record. Gene Ontology annotation, molecular function: protein binding.